Plasmodium vinckei vinckei is the source of this 5478-nucleotide messenger RNA. RefSeq names its product merozoite adhesive erythrocytic binding protein. NCBI's taxonomy places the organism in Eukaryota, Apicomplexa, Aconoidasida, Haemosporida, Plasmodiidae. The coding region runs from base 1 to 5478 and encodes 1825 amino acids. The record is from RefSeq and is a predicted model, not a curated record. The transcript is spliced from 5 exons.
AUGAAGUCAUAUUAUAACAUUUUUGUAUUUUGUAUUUUUAUAUCCUUAUGGAUUCCUUCUAUGCGGGCCAUAGAUAACCCACAAGAAGAUUUUAUGGACAGGUUUAAUAUCCUAAAUAACCAUGUAAACAUAAAAUGGACGAACUCUGGAUCACUAGGAAAAGGAAAUUUUAAAUUUGAAAUUUAUGAUGAAGACAAUAUAAAUUCUAAAUUAAAUACUUUAGAAAACGCACAGAUGUGUCCAAAUAAUGAAAAAGGAACCAUAUAUAGAGGAAGUUGCCCAAAUUACGGAAAAACGUUUUCGAUGAAUUUGGAUCAAAAUGAAUAUAAUGAAGAUUUCUUAAAUGAAAUUCAUUUGGGUUUAUUAAAUAAGAAAUUGUCGGUUGAUUUGGAAAUCCCAAUUAAUAUGAGUGGGCUAGCUAUGUACCAAGGUUUGUUUGCAAGUUGCCCUUAUGAUAAAAAUCAUGCUGAUGAUAUAAAAAAUGAAAAAGAGUAUGAUAUGUGUUUUAAUAAAUUUUAUAACAAACAACAGAAUAUAUCUACAAGAAUUAAAAAAUACCCGUUAAUAAGUAGCUAUACAUAUUUUGGAUCACAUGGAUUAGGGGGUCGAUUAGGUUCUAAUACUGAAUAUCCUUUACAUAUUUAUAAUCCAAUUGAGAAUUAUAGAACAAAAAAAAUGAGGUAUCCUAAAUUAGUCGAAACUUUGGACGAUUGCUCGAUAUAUUCUCACUGUAUCGGGCCAUGUUUUAAUAAAGACUUUGAUAACAAAUGCUUUCGUGAUUUACCUGUGGUUUUUAAUCACAAAACAAAGGAGUGUAUAAUAAUGGGAACUCAUGAAGAAAAAAAAACAAAAAAUUGCAACUCGGACAAUUCUAGAAAUAACAAUAGAUGUUUUUCAUCUAUAAAAAAAGAAAAGGGAAAGGAUUGGACAUAUGCAUCUUCUUUUUUGCGUCCAGAUUAUGAAGCAAAAUGCCCACCAAGAUACCCACUAAAUAAUAGUGAAUUUGGUUACUUUAAUUAUAAUACCGGAGAAUGUGUGUCACCUACAAAAUCACACAAUAAUAGUUUGGUUAGAUUUAAUGAAUGUAUUGAGAAAUUGUUUAAUUUUAAUUAUGCGAAUGAGGACCCAGACCAAAAAGUGAGCAAUUAUUUAUGGGGAGUUUGGACAUUAGAAAAUAAACAAAAUAAACUAAAUUCAAUGAAUGAUUUGGGAGUUUGCACGUUAUUAAAAGAAAGACCAACAUGUGUUUCAAAAAAACAAAAUCAUUACUCCUUUACUAAUUUAACAGCAAAUUAUUUUGAUAGGAAUCAAAAUAUUGAAUAUCCAAAUAUCGAAAAUGCCAAAAUAGGGAAAAAUCAAAAUUAUGAAUUGAGUGGGAAUAUAAAAUAUAAUGAUAAAGAGCUUAAAAUUUUCGAUAUAAGCAAGGGAAAGGAAAUAAAUGGGAAUGAUAUUAGUGAAAUAAAAGAAAAUAGUAAACUCCAAACUAAUAAACGCAACGAAGCGAAAAAGACAAAAUAUGGAUUAUAUAAUUAUCCGAUUACCCCAAUAUCAUAUCUUCAAAUACAUCAUAAAAGCGAAUUAAAAAAAAAUUAUAAUAUGCAUUUUGAAAAAGCGUUCACGCCUUUUCAUAAUACGAAUGGUUCAAUCCGUUAUGAAGGGAAUAAUAGAUUUAGCACUGACACAAAUAACAAAAGAGGAGAUGCAUAUAGAACUCAGUAUAUAGAUUUAAAUAGUAAUAAUAAUUACAAAAAACCAGAAAAUAAACCUAACCCUCAAGCUGAAUAUAUGCAAAGGUUUGAUAUUGAAAAAAAUCAUAUAUAUAUUGAUUGGAAGGAAGAUGGUAAAUAUGGAAACGAUAAAUUAAAAUAUGAUAUAAUAUCACAUAAAACUGCGGAUACUAUUCAAUCAUUAUUAAUUACCGACAAAGAUGAUAUAUGUCCUAAUCAUUAUUCUCCUGGAAGGGCACAAGGAAGUUGUCCUAAUUAUGGUAAAUCUCUUAUUGUUAAAUCGCAUGAAAUUAGUGAUGAAGAGGCAUAUUUGAAUUUAAAUUUUUUAAAUGAAAUACAUACUGGAUACCUUAACAAAUAUAUGAAAUGUAAUGUUGAACUUCCAUAUAAUAAAAGUGGAUUAGCUAUGCAUAAUGGUGAUUUAACUAUGUGCCCCAGCUCUAUGAAUGAAGAAAAUUUGUAUAAAACAAAGAGUGAUUAUAAUUAUGGUAUGUGCAAAAGUACUGUACUUAAAGAAAGGGUAUAUAUGAAAAGGUUUGAUCGUAGAACUAAAAAAUGGUUAUAUUUUGGUCUUUCUGGUUUAGGAGGGCGAUUGGGAUCUAAUCUUUCAAAAAAAAAUUCGUUUAAAUCAUAUCAAAAUAACAUAACAUUGCCAAUGUAUAAUCCGUCAUUAAUAAAUAAUUUACUUGAUUGCUCAUUAUAUAGUUAUUGUUUAGGCCCAUGCCUGGAAAAUGCAUAUAAUAAUAAAUGUUUCCGUAAUUUGCCAGCAUAUUUUAAUCAUGAAACAAAUGAAUGUAUAAUAUUAGGAACCCAUGAGCAAGAAAGAGUUGAUGAUUGUAGAAUGAAUAAAAAUGAUACAAAUAAGCCUAAUUGCCAGGAAGUUAGAAAAACUCCAUUAUUAAAAGAUUGGACAUAUGUCACAUCAUUUAUUAGGCCAGACUAUGAAGAGAAAUGCCCACCAAGAUAUCCUCUCAAAUUUAAAAGUUUUGGGAAAUAUGAUGAAGCAACAGGAAAGUGCAAAAGUCUUAUAAAUAAAGAUUAUAUCAUUAAUAUCCAAUGGUUUGCUCCUUGUUUAGAAUAUAUGUUCAUAAUUUCUCCUAAUAUUUCACCUGAAAGCGAAAAAAGAAGGCAUUGGGGUGUUUGGGUUGCAGACGAACCUGUUAAUUCGAAUAAUUUGCAUAAUGCUAAAGGAAAAUGUUAUUAUAUAACUGAAAAACCUGAUUGUGUUAUUGAUAAAGUAAAUCAUUUCUCAUUUACUUCCCUCACAACAAAUGGUAUUGAUUUUAAUCAAAAUAUUAAUCUCGAAAAACUUGAUGAAUUAGUGAUAAAUAAUGACCAAGUAUCUUCACAUAAUAGAUCAAAAUAUAAUAAGCCUAUUGAAAAUUCUGAAUCUACUAUUGUAAGAAGUCAUAAGAAUUUUCCUGAGAAUGCUAGUAACUUAAAAACUAACGGUCAUACCCAAAAUAGAAUGAGGGGAGAAUUUGCAAAGGAAAGUGAUUCUACAAGAAGUACCGAUGAAUCAAGAAUGUCUGAACUGAUAAAGAAACGUGAAGAAGAUGCAAAGAAUGAUGAAAUAAUAAGGAAAUUUGAAGAAGCACGAAUAGCUGCGAUGAUAAAGAAGCGUGAAAGGGCUCCAAAGAAUGAUCAGAUAAUAAAGAAAAUUGAAGAAGCUAGAAAGAAUUCUGAGGCUAGUAAAGCUGAAGAAGAACGAAAAAGAGUUGAGGAAGCUAAGAAAGCAGAAGAGGAAAGAAAAAGAGUUGAGGAAGCUAAGAAAGCAGAAGAGGAAAGAAAAAGGGUUGAAGCUACAAAGAAAGCAGAAGAGAAAAAAAAAAAAGCAGAAGAGAGGAAAAAAAAAAUAGAAGAGAGAAAAAAAAAAGCUGAAGAGAGGAAAAAAAAAGCUGAAGCUGCAAAGAACGAUGAGAUAAUAAAGAAAAUUGAAGAAGCUAGAAAGAAGGCAGAAGAGGAAAGAAAAAGAGAUGAAGAAGCUAAGAAAGCAGAAGAGGAAAAGAAAAGAGUGGAAGCUGAAAAGAAAGCAGAAGAGGAAAGGAAAAGAGUGGAAGCUGAAAAGAAAGCAGAAGAAGAAAGGAAAAGAGUUGAAGCUGCAAAGAAGGCAGAGGAAGAACGAAAAAGAGUGGAAGCUGAAAAGAAAGCAGAAGAAGAAAGGAAAAGAGUUGAGGAAGCUAAGAAGGUAGAAGAGGAAAGAAAAAGGGUUGAAGCUGAAAAGAAGGUAGAAGAAGAACGAAAAAGAGUUGAAGCUGAAAAGAAAAUAGAAGAAGAACGGAAAAGACGUGAAGAAGCUAAAAAAGUAGAAGAGGAAAGGAAAAGAGUUGAAGCGGAAAAGAAGGCAGAAGAAGAACGAAAAAGAGUUGAAGUUGCAAAGAAAAUAGAAGAAGAAAGAAAAAGGAUUGAAGCUGAAAAGAAGGUAGAAGAAGAACGGAAAAGAGUUGAAGCUGCAAAGAAGGCAGAGGAAGAACGAAAAAGAGUUGAGGAAGCUAAGAAGGCAGAAGAAGAAAGGAAAAGAGUUGAAGCUGCAAAGAAGGCAGAAGAAGAACGAAAAAGAGUUGAAGAAGCUAAGAAAGCAGAAGAAGAAAGGAAAAGAGUUGAGGAAGCUAAGAAGGUAGAAGAGGAAAGAAAAAGGGUUGAAGCUGAAAAGAAGGUAGAAGAAGAACGAAAAAGAGUGGAAGCUGAAAAGAAAGCAGAAGAAGAAAGGAAAAGAGUUGAGGAAGCUAAGAAGGUAGAAGAGGAAAGAAAAAGGGUUGAAGCUGAAAAGAAGGUAGAAGAAGAACGAAAAAGAGUUGAAGCUGAAAAGAAAGCAGAAGAGGAAAGAAAAAGAGUUGAAGAAGCUAAGAAAGCAGAAGAAGAAAGGAAAAGAGUUGAAGAAGCUAAGAAAGCAGAAGAAGAACGAAAAAGAGUUGAAGCUGAAAAGAAAGCAGAAGAGGAAAGAAAAAGAGUUGAAGAAGCUAAGAAAGCAGAAGAAGAAAGGAAAAGAGUUGAAGAAGCUAAGAAAGCAGAAGAAGAACGAAAAAGAGUUGAAGCUGAAAAGAAGGCAGAAGAGGAAAGAAAAAGAGUUGAAGCUGAAAAGAAAGCAGAAGAAGAAAGGAAAAGAGUUGAAGCUGCAAAGAAGGCAGAAGAAGAACGAAAAAGAGUGGAAGCUGCAAAGAAAACAGAGGACGAGCGAAAAAAAGACAGCAAUCUUGCUGAAAUAAAAAUUUCGAAUAACAAUCAUGAAACGCGCCAUAUUGAUGAUAAUAGUUUUAAAAAAUUAGAUGAAUCAGAAUAUAAAUCAAGAAAUGUUAAUAACACACGGAAUAAAAUCAUAAACCUGGCAAAGGAAAAUAUGUGUAUUAACGAUAUUUCAUCAAAAUAUUGUGACUAUAUGAAAGACAAAAUAUCAUCUGGAAGUUGCUCGAAUAAUGAAAGGAAACAAUUAUGCUGUUCAAUAUCAGAUUAUUGCUUAAACUAUUUUGAUUAUAAUUCAAAUAAAUAUUAUGAUUGCACAAAGAAUGAAUUUUCAGAUCCUUCAUAUAAAUGCUUUAAUAACGAGGAAUAUUCAAAAACGGUUUAUUUUGCUGGGGCGGGAAUAAUAAUGUCGAUCCUGUUUGCCAUAUGUUUCAAAAUUAUAGGAAAAAAUUGGUUUAAGGAAGUUGCUUUUGAUGAAAUUGUUGAAGAUUAUGAUAAAGUCUAUACGUUAGCUAUGAUAUGUAAUAAUAUUUCAAAAAAUGAUUUAAUAACUUCUAACGAACAAAUAUAA